Molecule: messenger RNA, 1041 nt
Organism: Haliotis rubra (blacklip abalone)
Lineage: Eukaryota; Metazoa; Mollusca; Gastropoda; Lepetellida; Haliotidae
Product: pollen-specific leucine-rich repeat extensin-like protein 1
Exons: 1
Coding region: 1-1041 (346 amino acids)
Source: RefSeq, a predicted model, not a curated record
AUGAUGCACACCCCUCUCAGCAUAGUCAACCCUUUACACCCCACUCAGCAUACUCCACUCUCUGCUCUCCACACUCCAUGCUCCACACCCCUCUCUACAUACUCCAUGCCCCACUCAGCAUACUCCACACUCCGCUCUCCACGCUCCACUCAGCAUACUCCACUCUCCGCUCUCCAUGCUCCACACCCCACUCAGCAUACUCCACCCUCUGCUCUCCAUGCUCCACGCCUCACUCAGCAUACUCCACCCUCUGCUCUCCACGCCCCACGCCCCACUCAGCAUACUCCACCCUCUGCUCUCCACGCCCACUCCACUCACUCAGCAUACUCCACCCUCUGCUCUCCACGCCCACUCAGCAUACCCACCCUCUGCUCUCCGCCCCACUCAGCAUACUCCACCCUCUGCUCUCCACGCCCCACUCAGCAUACUCCACCUCUGCUCUCCACGCCCACUCAGCAUACCCACCCUCUGCUCUCCACGCCCACUCAGCAUAGCCCUCUCCACCACUCAGCAUACCCACCCCUCUGCCUCCACGCCCCCACUCAGCAUACUCCACCCUCUGCUUUUCCACCCCACUCAGCAUACUCCACCCUCUGCUCUCCACGCCCCACUCAGCAUACUCCACCCUCUGCUCUCCACGGCCCACUCAGCAUACUCCACCCUCUGCUCUCCACGCCCCACUCAGCAUACUCCACCCUCUGCUCUCCACGUCCCACUCAGCAUACUCCACCCUCUGCUCUCCACGCCCCACUCAGCAUACUCCACCCUCUGCUCUCCACGCCCCACUCAGCAUACUCCACCCUCUGCUCUCCACGCUCCACGCCCCACUCAGCAUACUCCACCCUCUGCUCUCCACGCUCCACGCCUCACUCAGCAUACUCCACCCUCUGCUCUCCACGCUCCACGCCUCACUCAGCAUACUCCACCCUCUGUUCUUCACACUCCACACCCUACUCUUCAUACUCCACACUGCUUAUUACAAAUCCCUGCCCCAUCUUACUUUCACUAGUACAUCUCAAGUUUCCCUCUGAUGACUACUGA